UCUGAACAAGUCUACAAUUUCUACAGGUCCCGUGAGCCUGAGCACACCAGCUCAGCUUGUGGCCCCCUCUGUUGUGGUAAAGGGCACUCUUUCUGUCACCUCCUCUGAACUCUAUUUUGAGGUAGAUGAAGAGGAUCCUAACUUCAAGAAAAUCGACCCCAAGAUUCUGGCAUAUACAGAAGGGCUUCACGGAAAAUGGCUGUUCACAGAGAUACGAUCAAUCUUUUCUCGGCGUUAUCUUUUGCAAAAUACAGCCCUGGAGAUUUUCAUGGCAAACAGAGUUGCUGUAAUGUUCAACUUCCCAGACCCUGCAACAGUAAAGAAAGUAGUCAACUAUCUACCUCGUGUUGGUGUUGGAACCAGUUUUGGAUUACCUCAAACCAGGCGCAUUUCCUUAGCUAGUCCACGGCAGCUUUUUAAAGCUUCCAACAUGACCCACAGGUGGCAACACAGAGAGAUUUCCAAUUUUGAGUACUUGAUGUUUCUCAACACAAUCGCAGGACGGGGUUACAAUGACUUAAAUCAGUACCCUGUGUUUCCCUGGGUCAUCACCAAUUAUGAGUCAGAAGAACUAGAUCUUACCUUGCCCAGCAACUUCAGAGAUUUGUCUAAGCCAGUAGGAGCUUUGAAUCCAAAAAGAGCAGCAUUCUUUGCAGAACGUUUUGAAUCAUGGGAAGAUGACCAGGUUCCAAAGUUCCAUUAUGGCACUCAUUACUCAACUGCAAGUUUUGUUCUUGCCUGGCUGCUAAGAAUAGAACCCUUUACAACUUAUUUCCUAAAUUUGCAAGGAGGGAAAUUUGAUCAUGCAGACAGAACUUUUUCAUCAGUUUCCAGAGCCUGGCGAAACAGUCAGCGUGACACAUCUGAUAUCAAGGAAUUGAUUCCUGAAUUUUACUAUCUCCCUGAGAUGUUCGUCAACUUCAAUAAUUAUAACCUUGGAGUGAUGGAUGAUGGCACAGUGGUGUCUGAUGUUGAACUUCCUCCUUGGGCCAAAACCUCAGAAGAAUUUGUUCGCAUAAACAGAUUGGCUUUGGAGAGCGAAUUUGUUUCCUGCCAGCUUCACCAAUGGAUUGAUCUCAUUUUUGGCUACAAACAGCAAGGACCAGAGGCUGUGCGGGCUCUUAAUGUGUUCUAUUACCUGACCUAUGAAGGAGCAGUUAACCUGAAUUCUAUAACUGAUCCUGUGCUGAGAGAGGCUGUCGAAGCUCAAAUCCGAAGUUUUGGACAGACACCUUCUCAACUCCUCAUCGAGCCUCAUCCUCCCAGAGGUUCUGCCAUGCAAGCGAGCCCGCUGAUGUUCACAGACCAAGCCCAGCAGGAUGUUAUCAUGGUUUUAAAGUUCCCCUCCAACUCCCCAGUCACCCACGUGGCAGCCAACACCCAGCCUGGUUUGGCAACACCUGCUGUGAUCACUGUCACUGCUAAUAGGCUCUUCGCCGUGAACAAGUGGCAUAACCUUCCUGCUCAUCAAGGUGCUGUACCAGACCAGCCAUACCAGCUGCCAGUGGAAAUCGAUCCUCUCAUAGCCAGCAAUACAGGAGCACACAGGAGGCAGAUUACUGACCUUCUGGACCAGAGCAUCCACGUCCACUCACAGUGCUUUGUUCUCACCUCAGACAACCGCUACAUCCUUGUUUGUGGCUUCUGGGAUAAGAGUUUCCGAGUGUAUGCCACAGACACAGGAAAAUUGAUGCAAGUGGUGUUUGGCCAUUGGGAUGUCGUCACUUGCCUCACUCGCUCUGAGUCAUAUAUUGGGGGAAAUUGCUACAUUCUCUCAGGGUCACGUGAUGCAACCCUUCUGCUAUGGUACUGGAAUGGAAAGAACAGUGGGAUUGGAGACAACCCAGGAAGUGAGACCACCACUCCCCGGGCCAUUCUAACAGGGCAUGACUGCGAGAUCACGUGUGCUGCCAUCUGUGCUGAGCUGGGCCUGGUGUUAAGUGGCUCCCUAGAAGGACCAUGUCUCAUACAUUCCAUGAAUGGAGACUUGUUAAGGACCUUGGAGGGUCCUGAAAACUGCCUGAAACCCAAACUCAUCCAGGCUUCCAGAGAGGGUCACUGUGUCAUCUUCUAUGAAAAUGGCUGCUUCUGCACAUUCAGUGUAAAUGGAAAACUCCAGGCCACCAUGGAAACAGAUGACCACAUAAGGGCCAUGCAGCUGAGCCGGGACGGGCAGUACCUGCUCACAGGAGGAGACAACGGUGUGGUGAUGGUGUGGCAGGUGUCUGACCUCAAGAAGCUCUUUGCCUACCCAGGCUGUGACGCUGGAAUCCGGGCCAUGGCCCUGUCUUACGAUCAGAGGUGCGUUAUUUCUGGCAUGGCUUCAGGAAGCAUCGUCCUGUUUUACAAUGACUUUAACCGAUGGCAUCACGAGUACCAAACCCGAUACUGAUGGUGACGGCUGCAACUUGGCCCUGCCGUGGGCUGGGCAGGGAAGGACCCUGCCAUCAUUCUUAUAGAAAUAACUGUCACAUCUGAAUGUAACUUAAAUUCGCUUCAACAAGCAAAAUAUUUUUUAAAGUUUAAUUGCUAUUUUUGUAGAUUUUGCUUGACUUUUGGGGGAGAAUAAAUAGCAAAGCAGAAAUCUGGCUGCUGGGUUCUGUAGUUUUAAAAAAAAUCUAUAUUUUUAGUCAUAAUGAGAAGUCUAUUUUUCACCAAUUAUGGAAACCCACAGUGAGGCACAUCCAGCUUCUUCUAGCUAUCUUAGGAGAAACCAUUUCCUGUUUAUCUGCACUCUUGAGAGAUGUGUGAUUUUAACUGCAGGAAAAUGGGUUACAGUCUGGAGCAGGUGUUAUGUGGAAUGCUGGGAUGGGAAUUUUAUGCUAUACUUUGGGGCCUGUAUUUUUUCAUACAUUUGUGCUUCUUCAGUGCGGAAAUUUGUAGUGUUUAAAUUAUGGUAAAUGUAAUUUAAAACAUCUGAAUGAACAAUUUCUAUGAUGUUAUCCUCCACGCAUGUUUUAGACUAGAAAAUUAUGGUUUGGGGACACUAUGUUGUGUGUGUGCAAUACAUAAAGGAUCUGAUUAUGACAAGUGUGACAUAGUUGCUGUUUUUCCUGAUCUGUCUUCCUCACAGCACAAAGUGAAAUGAUGGAAAUGACCUUGGGCUCAUGGUCUGUUUUUCUUUGAAAGUAAAUGCAGGUACCAAAGCUCACUGGAGGUUCACCUGUGCCCUUCCCUGCCCCGAGACACAGCUUGUGCGGGGGCCUCUCCCCUGUCCUGGGUCAGAGAACAGAGGCACCAGGUGCUGGAUGAGCAACACCCAUCCUGCCUUCUGUUAUUAAAACAUCUCCACCUUCCUUUUGAUUAAUUUGUACUAAGAAACAAUGUUAUUUUGGUGAUGUAUAAUUCUACUUUUCUAGUAGAGUGCUGUAUGGCAUUCUGUGAACAUAUUUGAGAAA
Messenger RNA from Castor canadensis (American beaver), 3398 nucleotides. Lineage: Eukaryota; Metazoa; Chordata; Mammalia; Rodentia; Castoridae. The record is from RefSeq and is a predicted model, not a curated record.